AUGUCUACUGGCCACAAAUCUCUUUCGCCAUCAGAUUUUGUUAAUGAUGAAAAUCAAUCGGUUGGAUCGUCUUCAUCGUCAUUUGUUCCUGUUGAACAGAAUUCAGAGAAUGCCAUUCAGAUUAUUAAUGAAAAUAAGCAAUUCAAUGAAAGUAUCUUAAAUUAUAUCGAGAAGUCUACCAGUUCGUCUGAAAUCGGUAAUAAUUAUCAUAUUAUUUCAGUUUUUGGAUCGCAAUCAACUGGUAAAUCAACUUUGUUAAAUCACCUAUUCAAUACCAACUUUGACGUUAUGGAUGAAUCAAAGCGUCAACAGACCACUAAGGGUAUCUGGAUGGCACACUCUCCUUUGGUAUCUUCAACUUCAACAAAUGGGGCUAAGCUGGAAGAAAAUAUAUUUGUUAUGGACGUUGAAGGUACAGAUGGUAGGGAAAGAGGUGAGGACCAGGAUUUCGAGAGAAAAGCAGCGUUAUUUGCGUUAUCAACAUCUGAAAUAUUGAUUAUCAAUAUAUGGGAGACCCAAGUUGGGUUAUAUCAAGGAGCAAAUAUGGGGUUGUUGAAGACUGUAUUUGAAGUCAACCUCUCUUUGUUCGGUAAGUCGAAGUUAGACAAAAAUGAUCACAAAGUCUUGUUACUAUUUGUCAUUAGAGAUCAUAUCGGAGUAACUCCAUUAGAGAAUUUGGCCGCCACAUUGACUCAAGAUUUAGUUGCAAUGUGGGAUAGUUUAAACAUUCCACCAGAGUUGUCUCACUUGCAAUUCCAAGAUUUUUUCGAUAUUUCGUUCCAUACCCUAGGCCAUAAAGUUUUGCAACCAGAAAAGUUUACUGAUGAUAUAAAACUCUUGGGAAAUAAAAUUAUUGAUACACAUGAUAGUGAUUACUUAUUCAAGAAGAAUUAUCAUCACAAUAUUCCAGUUGAUGGUUGGACUAUGUAUGCAGAAAGCUGUUGGAACCAGAUUGACAAUAAUAAAGAUUUAGAUUUGCCUACUCAACAAAUCUUGGUAGCAAAAUUCAAGUGUGACGAAAUUUUGAACCUGGUGUAUGACGAAUUCGUUUUAGGAUUUAAUGAACAUUUAUUGACAAAUGCCCCCUCAAAAUCGUCGGAUUCUGUGUCUAGUAUUGAUUAUAGUGAAUUGGGGUUAUCCUUUAUGCAAAUGAGAAAUGCUACACUCGAGAAUUUCGAAUUGGCGGCCUCUAAAUAUAACCAAUCCGUUUAUGAACAAAAAAGAGCUGCCUUAUCAUUGAAGAUUAAUAAUAAAUUUAAUGAGCUUUUUGAGAUUUAUGUCAACGACUUAGUGGAUAAAUACACCAAAUCAUUUACUGAUACAGUAUCUUUCGGAAAGAAAAAAUUACAAGGUAAUACGUUCCACGAGGGUAUUACCAAUUUGCAAGAGUCUAUCUUUCAAGAAUUUUCUCAAAAUAUAGCAUUGAUUUCUUUGAAUGGUGACUUGGAAUAUGAUAAUCAUGUAAAAGGAUUACAAUUAAAAUUGGAGCAAAUGGUUUCUAAGCAACAAAUCGUCGAACUCAAUUCGAUUAUAACUAAAUCGUUGAAAAAAUUGAAUAAUGGUUUAGGUAAGGUUAUCGUUGAGGAGUUGAAUGAUCCAAAAAGUGAGACUUGGGAUAAUAUCUUGGAAAAGUUCAAACUGUACGUGGAUAGUACGGUAUCUAAAUAUGAAGUCGGUGCAGGUGAAUAUGACUUUGGUUUAGGAACUUCAUUGCAGUCAAAUAUUGGUGCAAUAGAUAAGUUUAAAUAUAAAUCAUGGGUGAGUUUCCACGAAUUGAUUCAUAAGUAUAUUUCAAAAGAUAACGUAUUAAACCUGUUAAAGGACAGAUUUGAUGAUAAAUUUAGAUAUGAUGAAAAUGGUUUGCCAAGAUUAUAUCAAAAUGGUCAUGAAUUAGAAAACAGUUUCAAUGAAUCCAAAUCUUACGCAUUGGAUAUCUUACCAGUGUUAACUAUUGCUAAAUUGAGUGAUGGAACUGAAAUUUUGCCAGAUUAUGAUAUUUUUGAUAAGCGAUUGAGAAACCAAUACGGAGGUGCUUCAGUGGUUACUGCUGAUGACCAACAAAUCAGUAUUGAUACUGAUAGUGAAGACGAAGAAGAAGAAAAUCCAUGCUUUGCUGAAAUCUUAUCAGAAUCUGAUAAAGCCGUUAUAUUAGGUAAAUUUAAGAAAGAAAUUAACGCCAAAUUUAUCGAAACAAAGAGGUCUAUUAUUCAAAAUGUUACCCAGAUUCCUUACUACAUAUAUUUGGUUAUUUUGGUUUUAGGAUGGAACGAAUUUAUGGCCAUUAUUCGUAAUCCAUUAUUUUUCACGUUGGCAUUACUAUUAGGAGCCGGUGCAUAUGUGAUGUACCAUUUGAAUUUAUUGAAACCAGCUAGCAUAGUGGCACAAAGGAUGAUCGAUGAAUCCAUUGUGUUGGCCAAACAAAAACUAAAGGAGUUCUUACUUGACGAACCCGACACUCAUGGACAUAACUUGAACAAGAUCAGCGGUAACAAAACACCCGAAGAAGAGUCGAUCGAAUUAGAUAACUUGGAUCCUAAGUAA
Molecule: messenger RNA, 2541 nt
Organism: Debaryomyces tyrocola
Lineage: Eukaryota; Fungi; Ascomycota; Pichiomycetes; Serinales; Debaryomycetaceae
Source: the annotation of a GenBank genome assembly